This is a messenger RNA of Medioppia subpectinata, 1608 nucleotides long. NCBI's taxonomy places the organism in Eukaryota, Metazoa, Arthropoda, Arachnida, Sarcoptiformes, Oppiidae. The record is from the annotation of a GenBank genome assembly.
AUGCACAGUUUGCUCUAUAAAUACAUAUGUGUAUACGGGGGCACAUCUGCCGGCGUUAUGGCCGCAUAUAAGGCCAAAAAGUUGGGCAAAAGUGUUGCACUGAUAGAGUCGGGUCGACAUCUCGGAGGCGUCACAUCGGGUGGACUCGGAUUCACCGAUUAUGGAGAUAAGUCUGCAAUCAUUGGUUUAGCCAAAGAUUUUUAUCACAGAAUUGGUGUGAAAUACGGAAAAACUACCGAAACGUAUACUUUUGAACCACACGUCGCAGAAGUGGUCUAUAAUUCAUACAUAACUGAAGCAAAUGUUAGCGUUUUGUUUGACUACAGAAUUAUUUCGGCAAAAAUUGUCGACAAAAAAGUCGAGUCAAUAGUUGUCGAGAAAUCAAGUGAUUCUCAGAUCAGCACUAAUGUUGUCAUUACGGCUAAAAUGUUCAUUGAUUGCAGUUAUGAGGGGGACCUCAUGUCCAGAGCCAACAUCUCAUAUACUUUUGGCAGAGAAUCAAAUUCAUUGUAUAACGAGACACAUAAUGGCGUUCAGAUGCUAUCUGGGCAUCAAUUUCCCGAUAAUAUCAAUCCGUAUGUAAUUCCUGGCAACAAAUCGAGUGGUCUUUUGUGGGGCAUAAGUGAUGAAACACUCGCCAGACAGGGAUCGGGAGAUAAGAAGAUUCAGUCAUUUAAUUACAGGAUAUGUCUGACAAACAAUAAAACCAAUCGCAUAGACAUCGCAAAACCCGAUAACUAUAAUCCCCAUCACUUCCAACUCCUGAUCCGUUUAAUAGAAAAAUUAAAACCAAAAUCAAUCCGAGGUUUUGUGAUUCAGAGCCCAAUGCCUAACCAGAAGACAGAUAUCAACAAUUACGGGCCUUUCAGUACAGACGCCAUUGCAAUGAAUUAUGAAUAUCCGGACGGAUCUUAUGAGACCAGAAAGACGAUCGUUAAACAACACGAAGACUAUACCAAAGGAUUUCUGUAUUUCGUUGGACACGACCCUCAAGUGCCCCAACACUUAAGGGAUGAGAUGUUGUCGUGGGGUUACCCUAAGGACGAGUACAAAGACAACAACCAUUGGACGCAUCAGUUGUAUAUCCGAGAGUCGCGGCGAAUGAGUGGUCAGUAUUUAAUGACUGAGAGGAAUGCGAUGGGAAAAGAUUUGGUCAGCGAUGGUAUAGCGAUGGCAUCGUAUACUAUGGAUUCGCAUAACGCCCAAAGAGUGGUAGUGAACGGAAUGGUGAAGAACGAGGGCAAUGUUGAGUCGCCAGUUCCGCACCCGUAUCCGGUGUCCUAUGGAUCAGUAGUGCCGAAGUCGAGCGAAUGUCACAAUGUUUUAGUGCCGGUGUGUCUGUCGGCAACUCAUAUAGCGUACGGAUCCAUACGAAUGGAGUACACAUUCAUGGAGUUAGGAGAGGCCUCAGCCGUCGCCGCAGUCAUGGCUCUCGAGGCCAACACUUCCGUACAAGAAGUCGACACAAAACUGAAGAAACUGGUGGUCAGCUUCGGGUACAAUGAAGUACUCGACGAAACAGUGCUCGACAUCCAAGUGGUCCACGAGUUUGACCAUAAACUGAAGGCUCAGCACUCCUUCAUCGUCGGUACGGACCGACAGUUUGGA